UACAGCAACUAAAAUAGUCCAACUUUUUGCCCGCUCGUGUGCUCCCUUGCACCAUCAUGGAUGAAGUGCACGAAAAGAUGAAGAAUUUUUUAAUUAAUUCCGACACGAGUGGUAUCGAGUUGGGCGAGUUUCUAGCAAACCGAUUCCCCGCACCGGUUGCACCCUAUCUUGCCCUCUUCCCGCCGGGGACUGGCCAAUGGAUACGACGACGUUUGGGCAACCGAUGGAGGGUGGGUUCUCUGGUGCUGCUUCUAGUGCUCCUGCCGCUACUGCUGCUCACCGUGAUCAACCACACGACAAUCGGAGAAGGCGAAGGACGACGAUGGCGACCACCGCUGGCAACGUUGUUUGCAAAUGAAGAUUGCAUUCUUACCAUGCCGGCGCAGUUACAGAAAGCGUUUCGACCACCGGAGAGUUGUGGCUUCUGUCGGGCAGUUCACGGAACCGUUCCAAGGCUGUCGAACGUGAGUCCGGUGGAGUUUGCUCGUAACUAUGCAUACCGUGGUGGACCAGUUAUUGUGACGGAUGCCACCGUAAAUUGGACCGCUGUCGAGCGCUUUGACUAUUGGUUCUUCAAGCGUGUGUACGAAACGUACGGAACAGGACCGAAAGCAGAACGGUGUCAGUUUUUCCCUUAUCAGACGGGAUUUCGGGACAUCCGGGAAGCGUUGUCACUAUCGGAAUCACGCGUCCGAUACGACCCGGGCACAGAACCGUGGUACUUCGGAUGGAGUAACUGCGAUCCGGCAAUUGUGAAGGUGCUGCGAGAGCAUUAUCAACGUCCAUACUUUCUACCGGCCGAUUCGGAGAACAGUGCUAUCGACUGGGUAUUUAUGGGUGGGCCUGGUCUUGGAGCACACAUGCAUGUCGACAACGUUCGUCUUCCAUCCUGGCAAUCUCAACUGAAGGGAGCCAAAGAGUGGAUUCUUGCACCACCGCCAGAAUGUUUCUAUCAGUGUGAAUUCUUAUCCGUCGUUGUGCAAACCGGGGAAACAAUUGUUCUAGACACCAACAAAUGGUACCACAAAACGAACGUUCUUCCCGGCCCGAUCAGUAUCACCGUUGGAGCAGAAUACGACUAA
Molecule: messenger RNA, 1082 nt
Organism: Anopheles maculipalpis
Lineage: Eukaryota; Metazoa; Arthropoda; Insecta; Diptera; Culicidae
Exons: 4
Coding region: 57-1082 (341 amino acids)
Source: RefSeq, a predicted model, not a curated record